Molecule: messenger RNA, 5089 nt
Organism: Thrips palmi
Lineage: Eukaryota; Metazoa; Arthropoda; Insecta; Thysanoptera; Thripidae
Exons: 6
Coding region: 384-2189 (601 amino acids)
Biological process (GO): immune response; protein polyubiquitination; antigen processing and presentation of peptide antigen via MHC class II
Cellular component (GO): early endosome membrane; late endosome membrane; lysosome
Molecular function (GO): zinc ion binding; MHC protein binding; ubiquitin protein ligase activity
Source: RefSeq, a predicted model, not a curated record
GUCGUCUGUCUGCGUCGUCGUCGUAUGUGUGACAGAGACAAAAACAUUUAGUGAAAAAAAGAACAGCUGACGCUGCGGACAGAAUUUAUUGAGGUGUUAAGUUUAGCUUGACUUAAAAUUCCGUCGAUCUUCCGUUUUAUAUGAUACUUAAUAAGCCAGUAAACAUCAUUUUCGAAUUCAAUUUUAUCGCAAUGAAAUGACUUUUUAGACCAGUGACUUGUUAUUGUUGAGGCUCCUAUUGACAUCUGACGUUUCCCUUUGUAAAUAAACAAACCAACCAUUUUUUAUGGCUUCUGUACUUGAAAAAACGGUCUACUUUCGGAACUUGAAGCACCGUUUCGCACUCAGUACCCAGGAUAAGCGAAGGUAACAAGCUUCUGGCGAUGAGGAAGGCAACCCGCGCGCAGUGCGCCAUGCCAGUGCAGCAGAUCAGCGUCAAUCCUGUGGAAUGGGGCAAGGAAAUUCCGCACGGCAUGGAUGAGGCGCCCGAGUGGAGGGAGGCAAUAUUAGCCUUGUCAGGAAAUCCAGUUCCACCUGAGCGAUGUAUGUCUCAAGCCUCAACUCUAUCCAACAGUUAUGACAUUUGCCGGAUAUGCCAUUGUGAGGGUGAAAGGGAUGCUCCUUUGAUAGCACCAUGCUAUUGUUCGGGGUCACUACGAUAUGUUCAUCAGGCUUGUUUGCAGCAGUGGAUCAAAUCUUCAGAUAUUCGAGCUUGUGAGCUCUGCAAAUUUCAAUUUGUCAUGUACAGCAAAAUAAAACCAAUAAUGCAGUGGGAGCAGUUGGAGUUGUCAGCAUUAGAACGGCGUAAACUUCUAUGUAUGGUUCUAUUCCACACUGCAGCAUUGUCAUGUGUGCUGUGGUCUCUCCAUGUGUUGAUUGAUGGCACUUUGGAAGAAAUCAACAAAGGAUACUUAGAGUGGUCAUUAUGGACAAAGUUGAUUGGAGUGACAGCAGUUUUUAGCGGAGGAGUAGCAUAUAUUUUCCAUCAAGGAAAAGCAUACUGUGCACUUUGUCGACGUUGGCGAGCUUUCAACAGGGUUAUAUACGUGCAGAAUGCUCCAGAAAAGAUAGCUUUAGAAGCUCAUCAAAAUUCUGCGCUCUCUCAAACACAAUGUGUUGAGAGUGCAAACUCCCUCCUAGGAUCUGGGGGCUGCUGUGGAGUCGAGACUGAAUCUGCUUUAGCAGAUAAUCGUGAUAACCUUCAUGAGCGGAGUGCAAGCAUAGACCUACACCAAGAUCCAGCAACAUCCACUAGUCACUCCAGUAAAUCUGACGGCUCCAUUUGCAAGCAAGACAGUAUUCAAGAAAAGAGGAUGUGGUUCAGGAGCUCAUCUAUUUACGGAUCUAAAGAUAACCUUGGUGCUAUUUCAAAGUCUGGUUCACUCAGUAAUGAUGAUAUCUCCAUCACAUCUUAUGAUGAGCUUUCACACAACUGCCUGAGGCCGAGUGGAAACAGCAUACAUGAAGAUAUGGAACCUUUGCCACCACCUGCUGCAUUUGUUGAUAUUGCCACCAACACUGAACUGGUUUAUGAAAAUGAGAAAUUAGAUAUGAAAACCUCUUGCAAGUCGUCUUCCAGUGCAAGUGGUAGCCCAGUUCUUCCGCCAGACAACUUAUCAAAAUCCUGCAGCUCUUCCAGAGUUUCUCUCAACAAAUUUCCAGAACAAACUCCUGUUCCCAGCCAAUCAACUGCCAUACCAGCAUCAUCUGAUACUGUGCAGGAAGUGAAUGUUGACAUAAAGGUGAAUAGAGGCCUCAUGGUGGGCAGUGGUCUCACUUAUGGCCGCCCAACACGAGUUGGAUAUCCAUAUUUACUGUCUACAUUUCAUCCAUUGAUACCACAAAAUCUUGGUGUUGAGAAGGGAAGGCGCUCGGCCUCGAGUUCUAGUAGCAGCAGUGAGGAGUGUGUGGCUUCUCUGAUGAGGCAGCAGCAUGUUGCUCAUGAUUCAAACACCCCGAAACUUCAGCAAACACGUCCCUGGACUGUUGGUGGGCCCUAUUUUCUGCAGUCAACCAGUUAUCAGCAGCCUGACGAAACAUGGAGUCACACAACGGAUGAUGUUCGAUCUGAAAGGUCUGGAAUAAGACCUUCUACAACAAGCUCUGACUCUUCAAACAGGUUCCAAUGUACAUCAAGGUCACAGUCACCACUUUUGGCUGCUGCUAAAUCCCACCCAAAGCCAAAAUGAUUUCCCAUUGUUUAAUAUUUGGGGCCAAAUGUGCAAUCUUACCUAUUGUUAAGGCUGUGAGUGAAAAUGAGUGCUUCAUUAUUUGUGAACUACUUUUUAGUCAAGGUUUGGUUUUAAAUUAACCUGGUUCAUCCCGUUACUUAACUAAUGAUGUAAGUUAUCUGUAAUUUUAAUGUGUAUUUUCAGUCUUUAAAUGUCUUCCUCUGAUGGUAUAAUUUGACACGAAUUGUGUGAGUUUUUUCAGCUGACUGGAUUUGCUAGAAAGCUUAUUAAAUCCUGUUUCCAGUUUUGGAAAUGUUUUUUAAAACAAAAUGAUGCAUGGUUGUUUAACUGGUUAGAUUUUGGCAUCUGAGAUAAUAUUCCUUAGAACUUAACUUACUCCAUGAUUUUUGUAAUGAUACAAUAUAUUAGCUUUACUACCUUUUUUAAGCUUAAAGUAUAAAGUGAAUUUGAUACAUAUUAGGAUACUAAGCUGUUCAGUCCAUAGAUCAGGUUUCUUUAAGAGAUAGUCUCAGGUGCUAGAAUGACAAUGCCAAAUCACUGCGAUCAAAUCAACAUGAUUUAAAGCGACCUUUCUUCGUUCACUGCCAUUUGCGUCAUGUUUCAUUCCUCUCUCUCUCCCUGUUUUUGCUCCCCUCCCCAAGUGUGUGGUACAUACCUGCUGCACUGGUGUAAUAUUAAUGGUUCUAAACAGUUAAGUCAAUUAUGCUGUUUUGGGGCUACCUCUAUCAACUAUGUAUGUUUUGCUUUUCUUCCUAAUUUUUCUCAUGCUGUUUUUGGCAUUAGUAUUUCAUGAACAUAGACUGGUCCUGCUUCAAUUUUUAAAGGCCUCUCUUUUUUUUUCUCUCUCUCUCUCUCUCUCUCUCUCUUACCUUUGCAGGGCUUUGAAUGAUAUGCUCCUUUUUAUUUUUCUCUUGACUUUUGCUACAUAGCAUACUGUACCAAAAUAAGACAUGCUCUACUUUGUUUUGUGAUAUACUGUCUUUAGUCAGUUAUACUGUAUUUUGUUUCUGGUUCUUUUUGUUGACAUUAAUUUCCUGCUAUGUUCUUUUGUUUUGUCGACUAGUUAUUGUUUUAUAACUGAUGCUCUUUGUUUAGUUUUUUAUUUCUGUGCAAGACUGAUCUUGUUAAAGCAGGGUACAACCAUGAGACCAGGACUAACCCUUGAAACAUGUCAACUGGUUUCUCUUUUCCCUUUUUGCUUUAUUUAUUUCUUCCAAAAAAGAUCAAACUUUUAAUCUAUGGCUUUGUUAAUUUAUUUGUUCUUAGUUUUAAGAUAGCAGAUGAAAAUGGUUUGUACGUACAUCUUGGAUCCCACUGUUGCUCAAUACCUGGUAUGAGGGUACAAUGCAUAUACGCCUGCAUCAACGCUCAAACUCAUCAUGUGUGAUCUUCCCUCUGUUACAAACUAGGUCUAUAAAAAUGAACAUGCUGUAUUUAACAUCAAAAUGUGAGUGGAUUUUUGAAUCUAUAAUAAUGAUCUAGGGUUUCUGCAAUUUAUUUCAAUAUUACCUGGUGCAGCACUUUAAGGACAAUAACUUGAACAUUUUAUUUGCCAAUUAAAGGAAGAUACAAUCUAUCUCACAUUUUUAAACAAAAGGUUGGGUUGUGAAACUGAUCUAAGCUUGUCAAGCAACAAGAAGCAAAACCAGCAAUCUUAUCACCAUUAUGACAGCCUUAAAACUGUAGUACUUUUAAUAGUGUGAAUAGCUUGUACUUAUAUACCUCAUACCUCAGCAUGCAGACCUUGAUGAAGUUUACCUUGUGUUCACCAGUGUAUAUAUGAUGUUGAGAGUCUGAAAGCAUAGAAGUCUCUCAAAGGGAUCUGUUUGUUAGACUUCGAGUGUACUUCAUGGCAGCAGUUAUUGCUUGAUAGGUGACAUUAUUCUCCCCUUAUAAACAUUGUUUUGUAGCAAAGACUGUUUACUCAAGUAAAGAACUAAAACUUUUAUAUGACUUGUGUUUGUAUGUAUUUGAGUGUGUUGGGUGUUGUAGAGAUAGCCUUUCAGGCUUUCAGCCUCAGACUCAAUGUAUUUCUCUCUCUGGAAUCAGGAGACUCUAGUACGGUCUCUGAUAAGUAGUUAUAUGUAGCGCUCUUUUCUCUAUAAUUAAUUUCAUUCUUAUUCAUGUACAUGUUAGUUCUAUAAUUGUACAUACUUAUGUGUAAAAGCAAAUUUCUUUUUCAGUAAUUGAGUCAAUUUUUUAUUAUGAAAGGAAUUUGACUAACUGUUUAAUCAAGGUUUCUGUCAAUGGUCAGUUACUUUUCAUUCUCUUGUUCUGCUAAACUUCUUCCAGUUCACGAGAGGACUCUUCCAUUAUCCCCAUUGGCUCAAAACUUAUCUAGUACUUUUUUGACUUAGAUGAAAAAAUCAUUUCAGUUUAUUGUUAUACAUUUUGACGAGCCACAGUAUUACAAAGUGCUUUUCAGUUUGCUUCUGAUCCUCUGUAUUGUUUUUAGGAAAGUCUUGAUCAGUCCUUCUGUUUUUGUCAACCCCAGUACUUAAUGAUUGUUUGACGUUGAAGGUAAUUUACUGUAUGGUCGUUCCUUACUUUUUGCUUUAUUUCUUAAUCACCAAAGCUUGUUGUUGUGCGUGAAAGUGUGAAUGUUGCAGCGCAGCAAUGUGAUGUGAUAUUUAUAUGUGAUUGAAAUAUGUUUUGCUUAAUUAAUUUAAAACUGCAAGUGAGAGGGUGAAGGAAAUGUUUUGUAGUUUUUUUUUGUUUGUUUUAUUUUUUGGUGACUUACGGUUUUAAUCCUUUUGACUUAUAUGUACUAGCUUACCCUAAGCAUUUUACCAAAUUUAGGUAUAUACCUUAUACAAAUAUAUAUUAUGGUCACAAUAUUACUUAUGUGUACUUAUUGCUGUGGACUUUUUGAAUAUGAAUAAAACUUUGAUUGUCUU